AUGAAUGUUGGUCUUGCCAGUACAUACAUUGAACUGGAGGAUACUGAUGUUCUUGCUUUUGAUACAUCCGCCAAGAGCUGUCUCUUGGACGAGAACAAGCGGAUGACUGCUAAAGUGGAAGAUUUUCUUGAUGCCAUCAACCAGUCUCACCUCGAUACUGUGCUCACUGCACUGGCUUCAGGUGCUCAUGAAAUAUGUUCCAGAGCUCUUGUCAUACCAGGAACACAUCUCAAUACUCUUCCGCAUACAUGGAAUUUGACCUUCCAGUCCAAUGACCUCAGCAAGGAGGUGACGAUCAUGCUCGCUUUGAUUAACGGCGACCUGAAAGGCCUCUACAAGGACUUCUUCCCAAUAGUCUGGAAGGUCAGCACAUUUGGGAAGAUGGGUGCAUACAGGGCUCAGGCGACCUACACGAACCAACUUGCUUUCUCCAAAGCCCAGGUCGUGAAUGGGAACAUUAUCAGCGCUGGAACCUGCAUCAAGAUCAAUGACAGUGAGAAAACAACUCUGACCCAGGCCAACGAUGUCUAUCAUUUCUCUCCCCCUCAGGCGGGAACCUCUGGUAUCCUGCAGGCUGUGAACAAGACUGGAGCAGUUCAAGAUCUCACAAUCGGCUUUCUGAACAAAGGAGACUUGAUGCCCAUGCCCGCACUCUACUUCAACGAAGUUGGAGAUGAGAGUAUUGUCAAGGCCCAGUUCACUCCGAUCCUGCAUGUCUACAUCACGUCGGACUAUCAAGAGACCGCAAUCUUGUGA
Molecule: messenger RNA, 756 nt
Organism: Suillus subalutaceus
Lineage: Eukaryota; Fungi; Basidiomycota; Agaricomycetes; Boletales; Suillaceae
Exons: 10
Coding region: 1-756 (251 amino acids)
Source: RefSeq, a predicted model, not a curated record